AUGGUAUUCCCAUUGUCCGCGAAUGGUCUUCUUCUGCCAGCUCACGAAGAGGUCAUCAUUCGCGGUCUGGCUCGUCCACCGCAGUCACCCCUGGCUCAUCAAACGGUUCCUCAAGGCUCGCGCCCGUUGCAUCCCGAUACAGGGGUAUACUACGUUCCCGCAAUGACUAUGACCACCAUCGCUGUUCCUCACGAUUCCUCGCACUAUUUAGCAGGUUAUGAUCCUUCUUCCUCUCCCUCAUAUCUGCAGAGUCUCCACCUCAACCCACACCACGGCCGUCCCUCAUCUAAUACUGCCCGCGAUUCAAUUCCCCUGUCGAAGGGGCGCGUCUCAUGGGUUGGCUCCCCUCCAGCUGACCCAGCAAAGGCGGAGGCACCAACGGAGGCUCCCAGCAAUCACCAGUCAUCCGAAUCACCCAGGUCACCCAAAUCUGACCCAAUAAAGGCGGAGGCACCAACGGAGGCACCUAGCAGUCACCAGUCACCCAAGUUACUCAAAUCACCCAAAUCUGAUCCAGCAAAGGUGGAGGCACCAACGGGAGCUCCCAGCAGUCACCAGUCACCCGAAUCACCCGAAUCACCCAAAUCUGACCCAGCAAAGGCGGAGGCACCAACGGAGGCUCCUAGCAGUCACCAGUCACCCAAAUCAAAUUCUCAAUCGCCCACGAAGAGCAGUGGAUUCCUCAGCUUUCUCGGCUUUCGGUUCAAAUCCAAACAGCGCAAACCCGAUGAUGCCCUCUACCCAGCAUCCAACAAAAGUCAACGGGAGAUUAUGCAGGAGGAGGAAGAAGCUGCGCUCGCGAAGAGGAAAAACGACCAGCAUCCUCGCCACCUCGACAAUCCAUCCCGUCCGCGUACCGUGCGUCGCCAACGUCCGCACUCGUUUGAUGGACAGCGCGCUCUGGAGAGGCAACAAAGGAGAAACAGGGACCUUGAUCCAGAUGUCCAGGAAAACACUCGCUACAACGCUACCAGUCUCAAAUACAUCGAUGGUCCACUGCGUCCGAGCCGUGGGCGCUCAGACUAUCACGGUGGGUACGCAACGGAUGUCCAGCCACCAAGGUUCCGACGUAACUCGAUGACAACCGCACACGCUCAGCGUCCCUCGAGUAUAUACUCUUUCAGCCAUCCAACGUGGUACUCGCUCCAGCUCCACUCUUCGCAUGGGAUUGACCAGGAGAGCCAUGCACCAGCACUCAAGGGCUGGUUCAAUCAACGUGGAGACGAGUUGAUAUACAAGAAUACUGUGAUUUGUCAGGAGCGGGAGCGACAAUACUCCCCCCGCUUCAAAAACUACCCACCCGUUGGCCAAGGCUUUGGCGACUCACGUGGGAACAUUAUCGAUAUCAAUGGGAGACUUCUCAAACGUGUGGGUCGACACAUAGUCUUCACAUAA
Serendipita indica DSM 11827 is the source of this 1395-nucleotide messenger RNA. The record is from the annotation of a GenBank genome assembly. NCBI's taxonomy places the organism in Eukaryota, Fungi, Basidiomycota, Agaricomycetes, Sebacinales, Serendipitaceae.